This is a messenger RNA of Ziziphus jujuba (common jujube), 2117 nucleotides long. RefSeq lists its product as uncharacterized. Gene Ontology annotation, molecular function: protein binding. NCBI's taxonomy places the organism in Eukaryota, Viridiplantae, Streptophyta, Magnoliopsida, Rosales, Rhamnaceae. The transcript is spliced from 4 exons. The record is from RefSeq and is a predicted model, not a curated record. Bases 260 to 736 code for a protein of 158 amino acids.
UAAAAUAAAAAAUCCCAAAACCAAGCAGUAGCAGAGACACAGAGCCGUUAUAUGUUUUGUACUUUGUCUAUCUGUUCAUGAUCUCAUAAAUCUGUGUAUAAACAAAAAAGAAAAAAGGAAAAUGAAAAUCCAUUGAGCCGAAAGAAUCUAAUCCGCUAUAAUCCUCCCCACAAUCCCAUUAAAUUAAACAGAGGAAAAAAAAAAAUUACGAAAAAAAGGUGUCUUUAAAAUCUUUAUCUUUUUUGGUAUUGGUUUUUUUAUGGGAAAGUCACUGCCUUCGACGACCAGGCUUCAAGAAUUCACCAGGAUUAUCUCAUCGGAUAGACUCCGAAGAACCAAACGCACAAAACCCAUCUCUCAAAUCCCAGUUUCCUCACCGGAAACUGCAAUUUCGGAUAGGGUCCGAGCCGGGUCGUCGGAGCAGCUCAAGCUUAAAAUGGAGAGCAAUCAUGAGGGGCAGAGUCGGAUACCUUUGGCUCAGGUGGUCUCGGACUGCGUGGAUCGUUGGUUUCAAGACUCGCUUAAGGAGGCUAAGGCUGGUGACAGCGCUAUGCAGGUCUUGGUUGGUCAGAUGUAUUACAGUGGCUAUGGUGUUGCUAGAGACCCUCAAAAGGGUCGAGCUUGGAUGAGUAGAGCUUCAAAAAGUCGAUCUUCGGUGUGGAAAGUAAGCGACAAACAUCCAGGCUACAAUGCAAGUGAUUCUGAUUCAGAUGAGCAGAAGGGCAAUGCAAAAUAAUGUCGAAAGCAAUUCUCACUAAGAUUUACUAAUGUGUCUUUUUCUCCGCCACAUUUGACAAUACUUUAUCGGCUAGUGCUAGAUUCAGCUUAGCAAAAGCAUUGUCAUCCAUCUCGUUCCACUUAUCGUUGUCGACGAUCUUUGUGGGCCUUUCUUCAAUUGUCGCCAUGCAGUUAUCUUUUCUUAAAACUGUUUUUAUUCUCAUUUUCCACAAUGAGAAAUUAUUCUGAUUGAAUUUUUCUAUUUCGUACUUCGUUGUCAUUGUUGAAUAUGCCUAUGAACCGGAUUCUGAUACCACUGUUAGGAAAUUGUGUUGUAUGGCACACAAUUACAACUGAAGUCAAAAUUACAAAAAUGAAAAAUUUGCAUGUAAAAUACUCAAAUAAAAUACACACAAAAUAAUUGGCAAUUGUAGAAGGAUUUUAUUAUAGCAAAAGAAUAUAAUAAUUUUUUUCUAAAAUAAGGGAUGCAAAUUUACUGAGAUAGAAAUAAUAGGAAGAUUUGACUUUCUCAGAAGAAGUACUUGAAGAAAAUUUUGCAGUGUUUCAACAUGCAAAAUUGUAAGCCAAUUUUUACCCCUCUUCCUAGUAAUUUCAAGUUAUCCUCAAAUAUGAGCCCUAGCAACGAAAAAGAAAGAUCAAAAUGUCUCAGGUAUUGUAUGUAUCAGCAAUGGGUAGUUUAAUAUUCGCUAUGGUAUGCACAAGAUCAGACAUUGCACAAGCAGUGGGAGCGGUUAGUCAGUACAUAGCGAAUCCUGGUAGAAAGCAUUGGAAUACUGUGAAAAGGAUCCUAAAAUAUAUGAAGGAUACCUAAAAUGCUGCGUUAUGUUAUAGAGGAUUAGACUUUAGAUCAUCCAUUGGUCUAGUAGAAACAUGAGUAGUAUGGGAAUGAAACGGCAAGUAGAAAUGAUAGAAGAAUUAUAGCAAAAGUGACUUUAAAUAGGAGAUAUGUGGCAGUAAAACCACGUUUGGCCUUAUCAAUUAAGCUACAUAUGUUGACUUAAAGUAUAAAGAUGACAGCAAGCAUUAAAUUGUCAUGAUAGAGGACAAAUUCAAUUUGAACUCUACCACCUUGGGAGGAUUCAAUUUCAAUUUGAAUUUCACCGCCUCUUCUCCUUUAUAUAUAUGCAUUUAAGCUUGUUGCAAAACUUAUCCCAUUUUGAACAAGGGCUCAACUCAUUCUCAUGUAGAAGCCAAUUUCAUUUCUUGGCAUGAGAAGCAAAGAUAGAGAAGGAGAAUAUUAGAGGGAAAAUUAAAAGGGUUUCUUCUAAAUAUUCGUGUCUUUCAUUUGUGAGAAACGCAGAGAGAGAAAAAGGAGAGUAUUAGAAAGAGAGAAAAAUAGUCUUUCCUAAAUACUUGUGUCUUUCUUUUGUUAGAGAGAG